Molecule: messenger RNA, 1683 nt
Organism: Lachancea dasiensis
Lineage: Eukaryota; Fungi; Ascomycota; Saccharomycetes; Saccharomycetales; Saccharomycetaceae
Source: the annotation of a GenBank genome assembly
AUGACUUUGCAGGAUAAGGUUCUCAUGCGCAAUGUACAGUACCGGGGCAGGCUGUACGACCGGUUCCCCAAGGUCUACAAUAUCUAUGUGCUGGGCGUAGUAGCGUGCAUUUCGGGUCUCAUGUUUGGCUUUGAUAUCUCGUCUAUGUCGUCUAUGAUCGGCACUACUCAUUACAAGGAAUACUUCAACAAUCCAGGCUCUACCGAGCAAGGUGGUAUUACGGCCUCUAUGUCUGCGGGUUCGUUCGCGGGCUCUUUGAUCUCAUCACAUUUCUCGGAUGUGUUUGGCCGUCGUGUGUCCUUGCAUCUGUGCGCAUCCUUGUGGAUUUUGGGAGCCAUUCUGCAGUCCGCCUCGCAAGACGUUGCUAUGUUGGUCGCGGGCCGUGUAAUCAGCGGAAUGGGUAUUGGGUUUGGGUCCUCCGCUGCUCCAGUAUACUGUUCCGAGAUUUCGCCUCCCAGGAUUCGUGGUACAAUUUGCGGCCUUUUCCAGUUUAGCGUCACAAUGGGUAUCAUGAUCUUGUUCUAUAUCGGCUACGGCUGUCAUUUUAUCAACGGGCAAGGUGCUUUCCGCGUGACUUGGGGCAUCCAAAUCGUGCCUGGCCUUGUUCUCCUGAUCGCCGCGUUUUUCCUUCCAGAAUCACCUCGUUGGCUUGCCAAUAAUGACCGUUGGGAAGAAGCCAGCGAAGUGGUAGCCCAAGUGGGAGCCAGAGGGAACCGUGAAGAUCCUCAAGUCAAAUUGCAGUUGGAGGAGAUUAAGGAGCAAGUUAUUUUGGACACUCAAGUGAGCUUUGGAUACCGCCAAUUGUUCCGCAAGAAGACUUUGAAUAAGACAAUUGUCGGAAUCUCCGCUCAGAUGUGGCAACAGCUGUGUGGUAUGAACGUGAUGAUGUACUACAUUGUCUUCAUUUUUCAAAUGGCAGGCUACUCGGGGGAUCAGGUUUUGGUUUCUGGCUCCAUUCAGUAUGUUCUGAACGUUGUGAUGACUAUCCCGGCUCUAUUUUUGGUAGACAAAGUUGGCAGAAGACCCGUUCUUUUGGUUGGUGGGAUAUUCAUGUUCAUUUGGUUGUUUGUCGUUGCUGGUCUGUUGGCGACAUACUCUGUGCCUGCGCCAGAAGGGUUCGAUGGAGAUGAAACCGUUACAAUCAGAAUACCUGAAGAUCACAAAGGUCCAGCUAAAGGUGUAAUUGCUGCAUCCUACCUGUUCGUGUGUUCCUUUGCUCCUACGUGGGGUAUAGGUAUCUGGAUUUAUUGUUCCGAAAUUUUCAACAAUGUUGAAAGAGCUAAAGGUUCAGCACUGUGUGCCUCCGUGAACUGGGCCUUCAACUUUGCACUGGCGAUGUUUGUCCCUCCCGCCUUUAAGAAUAUUAGCUGGAAAACUUACAUCAUCUUUGGGGUAUUCUCCGUUUGCCUAACCAUUCAAACGUUUUUCAUGUUCCCGGAGACCAAGGGUAAGACAUUGGAAGAAAUUGAUCAAAUGUGGGAAGACCGCAUUCCAGCGUGGAAGACGGGCUCUUACGUACCUGAACUACCUGUUAUUGAAGAUGAAGAAGGCAAUAAAUUGGGACUUCUCGCCAAUGCUCAACAUAUCGAGAAUGCUGAACGUGCUGGAAAUAUCAGCAACGAAAAACCUUUAUUUGAGCACCGCGACAGUGUUGAAAAUAGUACCGCUAGUCGUAGUAACUAA